GGGCCUUUAUAAAGGAAAAAAAAACACGAAAACAAAUGCUGAAGCUGGGAAGCUGGGAAGCUGGGGACCUGCACAGCAUCCAUCAUGCCGGACUCAACAGCGCGGCUGCACCUCUGUCCAUUGGCGCCGGCUGCCAAUCAUUGACCGUCAGUUCUUUAGCGCUCAUCAGCGGCAGGCGGGAUACAUUCCAGGGUGACAUGCCAGGUGAGGCGGUAGGGCUAUACCGGUUUCCGCCCGCGUCGAGCUCAGGUCUGAAUCUGGACCUAGAGGUGCGUAGGUACAGCCGAGAAAAUUGACAACUGCGCCCUGAACUUACCGACGAACGGCGCAAGCUAGCUGUCAUAGCGCGAAAGGACAAGAAAGGCAGGAAAAGAGGUGGGGACGAGAAAAAGAAAAUAAGAAUACAGAACAAAAAAAAAAAAGAACUUGAACAGAAAAAAACAGCUGUCAUCCUUAUGGAGGACCUGUACCGUUGUUUCCGAUGAGAAAUUGACAAUGACGAUUUUGUCUCACGAUAAGCUAUGACGACGGAGUGGGGAUUUUGUAAAUCUGUAAAUCUUUCGAUCGAUCGAGCGAAAGCGGUGGUGAUCGAUCUCUCAAGAGUCUCAAUCUUUCGAUCAAAGAUUCAUUGAUUGAUUGAUUGGCAACAGAAACGAUUUUUUUUUAAUCGUGGAACCAUAUUCGUCUGUAUAUCUGUGAACAUGACGGUUGGAGUGAGCGCAGGAGGAGGAUCCGUAGCAGGGAAGAGGGUGAUGGACAUGUAUGCCAAGUUGGCCAAUGGCGCGCAGUCAUUACUUGCAAAGGCAACUUCUUCUGCUGAUGGCGGAAGGAAGGAGUCUCACGUGGUGGAUCCGGAUCGGGAUCGGGGCUUCACAGCGAUGAGGGUAUUCGCGCGAUCAGCGGCAGGGGGAGAAAAGAGGGCGAACGACGUCGACGCCAAGUUGGAAAGCGCGAGUCGAUCAUGGGUGAGGAAGAUGAUGAGAAUGAGAGGUACUACUCGUGCUCAUGGUGGAAAGGACGAAUCUCGGCCUCCCAUUGGGAGCGGGGAGGAUUCUUCGCGCUCGCGUUCCUCCUCCAUGAAGAACAUAGUUAGUUCGAUGGACGAGUCCGGAUCGGGAUCUUCGAUUAAUGGCAACAGCAGCAUCCGGAAGAGACCCGAGCAUCUUGUCGUCUUGGUCAACGGCAUCUUUGGAAGCGGGUAUGAUUGGACUUACUGCGAGAGAGAGUUAGGUCGACAUCUCGGCGACAGGACGAUGGUGAUGGUGAGUCAGGCGAAUUGGUUCUUUAAGACGUUCGAUGGAAUAGACAAGGCAGGGAAACGUCUGGCGGAAGAAGUGCGAGACACCGUGCGGGCGACACCGUCGCUCAAGACUAUCUCUUUCGUCGCUCACUCUCUUGGGGGGUUGAUUGCUCGAUACGCCUUGGGUUUACUCUAUGAUCAUCAUCGUGAUGAUGAUGAUCAUGACGAUGAUGGGGGGAGGGGGGGAACGGUCGCUCCUGCUGCUGAUCUCACGGAUGAACAGGAGACGAAGAUGGCGACGACGGCGACGACGGCGGAUACGGCGGGGCGAUUCGGCGCAAUCCGAGGUGGAGGUCGUGAGGAUGAGGAGGUGGAGGGUGCUUUCUCCUUCCGCGCCAAGUCAAUGGGUGGCUUGGCGACGACUAUGGCGAAGGUAGUCGAGGAGGAGGCCGGCGCACAGCAGAUGUGUGACAUUUCUGGUGACGAUCGUGGGGUCACCGAGAACGGGAUCCCUUCCACUUCCACUUCUUUCUCCUCCCCUUCCUCCUCCUCCUCCUCCUCCUCCUCCUACUCGUGCCCCGAAUUCUUCACGAGUGUUAUACGAAAGGUGGAUGGUAACAGUGGUGGCAGUGAAAAGGCCGCCAGAAGAGGCGGAAGAUCGAUUGCAGGCUUGAUGGCUCUGUGUUUCGUCACGCUGGCGACGCCGCAUGUUGGAGUACGCAAUAGCAAACAGCUUCCCUUCUUGAUGGGUAUCUCUUUUCUAGAGACGUUGGCUCCGACUGUGGCGCCCUUGUUGACUGGUCGAACUGGCAGGCAGAUCUUCCUGACGGACGGUGUAGUUGAGGAGGAGGAUGGCAAUGGCGGCGCGGCGCGGAGCAAGGCCAUCGCGGACCAAACGCAGCGACGAGCUACGCGAGAUCCUUUACUUGUCUUUAUGACCGUUGAUCAUCCCGACGAAGGAUUAUACUUCAUGUCAGGAUUGCAGGCGUUUCGGCAGAGGGUCCUGUACGCCAAUGUCCGGCAUGAUCAUAUGGUGGGAUGGGGAACGAGCAGUAUUCGGCGUCGGGAAGAGCGGUAUUCGGGGGCGACGGCGGCGUCGAUCUCCUUGCCACGUAGCGGCAGCUCAGCAGCAGCGAAUAAGAUGCCUCCUGUGACACGUGGCGUCAUCUCGGCAGUGACCUCGGUCUCCGUGCCACGUGGCGGCGGCGGCUCGGCAAUGGGCGCGGUCACUGUGUCCGGUGACCGCAGCUCGGCGUCCCAGCGGUUCAAGUACGUGAUUCGAAUGGAGGAUUGCCCCCCCGCCUCUGGGAACGAUUCGCAGAUGGCGGAUGCCGCACCCUCCUCGCGAUGGCGGAAGCUUGCAUCCCUGGUUGAACCGUCCAACGUUUCCUCUUCUUCUUCUUCCUUUUCUUCUUCCUCUUCUUCUUCUUCUUCUUCUUCUUCUUCUUCUGCUGCUUCUGCUUCUGCUUCUGCUCCGUUGUCUGGUGGUGGUGGUAAUACUCUGGGGUCGUUUGUGAAAGCACGGCGGGAGGAGGAGCAAGAAGAGAAGAUAAUUUCCCGUCUGGAGACGUUGCCAUGGACGCGAGUGGAUGUGGAUUUCCAUGACGCGUUCCUCUCCUUCUUCGCGCAUAACCUGAUUCAAGUGAAGAUGGAAUGGUUGCAUUCGGCUGGCAAAGAUGUCGUGGCGCACGUUGCGCACGUGCUCUCGCGUUGGAUCAGUGAGGAGGAGAAGGAGGAGGAGGGCACUGGGCAGUGAGGAAAGAGAGUAACAGAAUUUUCGCUUCCUGCUGUUUGUGCAUUUUAUAUUCCAUAUCCGCGCAGGCGAGGAGGGUUACCGUCUUCACCCGAAUCCAAUGCAGCGUUAUUGUGGCAGCAGGCUGUAUUUUUGGGGGUGAACGUUGUCUCGAUACAGCAGUAAUGACCGUACGUUGUAUUUGGGUGAAGACGGUAGUCGUUCAUCCACUUCUGAGAGAAGGCCGCUCACCAAAUGUGCAAAAUGACGAUGAAUCUCCCGCAAGAUUCUGGAAUGAUACACCCGCCAUAUUUUGCCGCCUUUUUCAUAUUUGGUGCGUGCUGCGGCGAGGCCCAGAGGUGGAUCUCGUCAUGUACUAUCAAACUGCGAAUGAGAUGAGGAAGAGAGUUGAUUGAGUUGUGUAAUUAUUGGACGAGGCGAGGGGGUUUCCUUCGCUGUGGGCUGUAUAGAUGGACCAGGGCAUCGCUAUUGCAGAGAUUGUUACUUUUUAUACCUUGAUUACAUGGAGCAUGGCUCAAAGGAGAAAGAGGGAUGAACGGCGAGAUUGUUACUUUUUAUACCUUGACUACAUGGAGCAUGGCUAAAAGGAGAAAGAGGGAUGAACGGCGUCUGACAUUUGUUCGCACGAUCGUUUCGAUUUGAUAGGGAGAAAAGUGGUUGGAAAGAAGUGGGCCAAUCUGUUCGUUGGCUAGGACAAGUCUUCGCUCGAGUACUUACGAUGUGCGCGUGGAUUCGUGACGGAGAGCCUGACACGACGUAUUCGACAGAGCGAAAGACCUGAUAGCUGUAGAGAGAUAAUAGACAGAGAGAAAGACCUGAUAGCUGUAGAGAGAUAAUAGACAGAGAGAAAGACCUGAUAGCUGUANGCUGUAGAGAGAUAAUAGACAGAGAGAAAGACCUGAUAGCUGUAGAGAGAUAAUAGACAGAGAGAAAGACCUGAUAGCUGUAGAGAGAUAAUAGAGAUAGGCAGGCAGGAAGACGCAUAUGGUUGGAUAGGUAGAUUGGUUUGUACGUAGGUGGGUGUAACGUGUGUGUGUGUGCGUGUGUGUGUGUGUGUUGGGGGUUACGUGUGUGUGUGUGUGUGUGUGUUGGGGGUUACGUGUGUGUGUGUGUGUGUGUGUUGGGGGAGUGGUUCGUGAUUUCCUUUUUUUUUGGUUUGAAGAUUGUCACAUGAUCUAAUUCGUCAUUAUUCAUUUGAAUAUUGGUAUUGGAUAUAUUUGGAUAUAUUUGGAUAUAUUUGGAUAUAAACCCAUGCAUGCGAUGACAUUGUAUCGAAUUUGAGGAGGGAGAGAGAGAGAGAAGAGAGAGAGAUGGUUCUGUGAGGAAAAUAGAGGUCAUGUCGACGAGGGGUGCAUGUUGGUAGGGGGUUGGAAAGGGGGGUGAUAUCCCUCUCGAGAGUGCGACCCCUUGCGCUUCGUGGGAGCAGUGGGAAAUGAGCGGAAUGGAGGUCUGGCUUUUUGCGGUCGUCUACGUUAUUCACGUUCCGAGGGUCUCCUCGAGAGUAAGAUUGCUGCCGUGGGAAUGGAGAACCUUACCAUCU
This is a messenger RNA of Chara braunii, 4533 nucleotides long. The record is from the annotation of a GenBank genome assembly. NCBI's taxonomy places the organism in Eukaryota, Viridiplantae, Streptophyta, Charophyceae, Charales, Characeae.